Messenger RNA from Cryptococcus deneoformans JEC21, 2252 nucleotides. RefSeq lists its product as hypothetical. The record is from RefSeq and is a predicted model, not a curated record. Lineage: Eukaryota; Fungi; Basidiomycota; Tremellomycetes; Tremellales; Cryptococcaceae. The transcript is spliced from 8 exons. The coding region runs from base 373 to 2088 and encodes 571 amino acids.
CCACCCUCGGCUCCCCCCAUCCUCUCUUCCAGCCACUUUGGUGUUUUCCUCUGGCGUUCCCGUUUUAGAUCAGGGAUCCAACAUUGCCCCAAAUCAGGCCAAAAACAUAACACACGUAUCCAAGCUGUGUCGCUUUCGUUUCUUUCCACAACCACUCUUUGCUUUUCCUUUCUCUCCAAGUUUUCCACUACUUGCCUCCCCGCCGUCCAUUCAAUAAUCCUAGCAAAUCCGUCUUCAUCGCCUACUAUCUGCCCCCACACGCUCUUUCUUAUCACCUUCCUUCUCCCCCCACACGCUCUUUCUUAUCAUCUCUCUUCUCCUCCAUUAUUGGUCGCAAAUCCAGAGUACAAGCACUCUUUAACAAUUUAAAUAAUGAUAUGCUUUCUUCGACAUCCCCUGCUUUCCAUAGCUGCUUUGGCUCUCUUUUCCAAAGUCGUGCUAGGCCUUUCAUUCACCUUAGAAAAUACGAGUCCAAAACAGUGUGAGGAGGUUGAGAUUACAUGGUCAGGGGGUCAGUCGCCAUGGAGCUUGACGAUUAUACCGGCAUAUGACUACCCCACGACAGUGUCGAUACCAAGCUCCAGUUACGACAGCGAUACAAAUACAGGAUCGUAUAAUUGGACAGUGAAUUAUCCGUCUGGAACAAGUUUCGUCAUCAUGAUGUCUGAUGGCAGCGGUACAGGCACUGGAGGUGUCUCUCCCCUGUACACAGUAUCCGGAACAUCUACUUCAUCUUGUACCCUUCGAUCUACAUCCACAGACUUCUUUUUCUAUCUGAAUGAAACAUCCCUCACUCAAUGUGAAUCGGUUGACAUUUAUUGGGACUCUAGCGCUGUCUCUCCUGUUUCCAUUCUCGGGGCUAUUCCCGGAGGUCAAGUAUUCCAGCUUGUCUCCGCGAAUGGGGCCACAACUUCGCUGGUCUGGAAUACCAACAUCCAAUCUGGGACAGAAGUUAUUUUCGCCGCCUUUGAUUCGGGGACUUACCAGCAAGGCGGUUCAAGCGACCUCUUGACUAUCGGAGGGUCAUCGGACAGCUCUUGUAUCGAUAGUUCCUCCCCUUCUUCAACUUCCUCAGCCUCACAUGCCACGCAAACCGGUACUUUAGCAAAUUCAAGUAGUGGAACUAAGACAAGCGCUGGUGGAGUUAAAACAGUGACAGCUAUUACGACUGAGACGGCAAGUCCUGGUGGUGGUGCCGGCUUAUCAACUGGUGCUAUCGUGGGCAUCGUGGUGUCCGCGGUUUUGGCAGUGGCCGUUCUUCAAAUCGCUCUCGUCUGGUUUUGCUGCCGUCGUCAAAUUAAAGCUCUCAUAUACCAUCGUCGGGAGAUGCGAGGGCAAGAAGUAAAGCCCGGCGGGGAUGUCGACUUGGGCCUUGCUUCGCGCAACUCUUACUCGUCAGUAAUGGGCUCUGACCAGAGGCCCAUGACCGGCGACUAUGCCACUGAGGCCGCUCGUAGCAGUCGUUACAGUAACGCUGCUCACUCUGGAGUCCCCCGCUCCGGUUCUGGUGACGACUUUGAUGCUGUUUCGUCCAUCUCACCCUUCUGGGACGGCGCGGCGGCUGUUCCGCCUCGCUCAAACUCAAUCGCCUCUAUGGUAGCGUCCAGUCGACCCCCAACAAUUGGCGCUCUUGGGUUUGAUUCUGAUGCAGAUUCACUUGUGCCCCCGCGCGCCCUUACUCUACACGACCGCGGCCGAAACGACUCUCUUUCGAGCUCUAGCAUCUUUAUUCCCGAGACAAUAGGAGAAGGAGGAGGCUAUCCCUCUCCGGCUAUUUCUCAUACAACUCUUUCGCCUCUUGUGCCUGGCUCUCCUAAUUUGGCCGCCACAGGCUCAAAUACUACCAACAGGAACAUGACAAAGGCGCAAAUGGCAACUUCACUGAAUGCCCACAACCCCGAUGAAUCGGCCCCCACAGGAGACGACUUUGGGACGCGUUUACCGCCUCAGCAUGCACCGACAGGCGGAUUCAGAAGGCACGAAGAUGCGGGUAGGAUAGACGCGCCGCCUCCAGAUGAAGAAAGCGUAGAGGAUCUGCCGCCAAUGUAUAUGCCAGAAUGGGAGAACGACAGCCAGCGGCAGACUUAGGAUGCAAGGUCUGAAAGAGUUGAAUUGUUAUAUAUAAGUACAAAUAUCAAGUCCUUGGCGGGAUAGUUUCUAGAUGGAUAUUUAAGAUGAGAACAUUUAUAGUAGUACUCUUUGUAGCUAUCAUAUUUUACGACCAACGUUAUGUCAUGAACAUGUUGCGGCGA